GACUAUGAGAGAAGUUAUGUUCCAUAAGAAGUAGGCUACUCUAAUGUCACAUUACAGGAAAUAACUGCACCGUGCAAACAUUGCAGUAGGCUACGCAUGACGCAGGUGUUUGCUGAAGAAAAGUUUGAAUGAUCCGUAGCAAAACUCUGCGGAAGCGGCGACAGAGGUGCAAAAUAACACAGACUGGAUCAUCUGUGACAGUGAUCUGUGCGAUGGAAACUGGUGAAGGGAGAAUCGGUGUUGGUUACUUCACCUGCCUGUGUUGUUUCUGAUCAAAUUCAUAUUUUUCCAAUGCUGUUUGGAAAGGAUGAAUGUUUUUUUACUUCGGGGUGUUCUUCUCUGCGCGAUGUUGCAGCGGAGCAACAUGCAAAUUGCUGUACCUGCCACAGUGUUAAACUGCUGUGAAGGGCAUAUUCUCCUUCUGCUGGACUCUUCAGGAAGUAUAGCAAACUACGAGUUCUCACGCCUGUUGCACUUCGUCACCGAGCUGCUUCGCCCCUUCUCAUUGGGACGUGGGCACGUAAGAGUCGGACUGCUGCAGGUGGGCACAAACCCUAACCUGGAGUUUGGCCUGGACGUCCACAGCAAUCAGAAAGGUCUGCAGAAAGCUCUGCGGAGUGUCAGCCAGCUGCAGGGAGACACCAACACUGAGGCAGCGCUCAGGGUGGCACAGCAGCUUCUGACAGAGACAGAUGAGAACGUGCCAAAGAUUCUGCUGUGGCUGACGGAUGGUGUGCAGCCUGGAGACGUGGACAAACCGAUGUCGGAGCUGAAGGCGCAGGGAGUUUCUGUACUAGCUGUGUCUACAGUACAUGGCAACUACCAGGUGUUACAACGUGCAGUGACACCUCCACUGGAGUCUCACCUCUAUUCUGUGGACAUAGAUAACAUGGACAUCAUCACUGAGGACCUGAGGGAGGCCAUUAUCAAAAUUAUUCGUGCAGAACGGCUGCGCGUGGUGCACUUGACUUCCCACAGUGCUGUGCUGCAGUGGCGUCCUGUUCUGAGCGCUGACAACGGUCACUAUGAGCUCUCGUACGAAUCUAGGUGGAAAACGGACACUGAAACUAGACGCAUUCUCCCAGGCGACUCCAGCUGGGUAGAGCUGACCAAACUGCAGCCUGAAACCACCUACACAGCUGCCCUCCGCCCAGAGUCCAACCAGAGGCUGUUUAACACACUCUCUGUUAACUUCACUACACUUCCUGAUGUUUUAAGCCCGACAGUCGUCUCUGUGUCAGACUCUGGGCCUCGUCAGAUCCGUGUGAGCUGGGGUCCCCUGCAGCUGGCUCGAGUCCAGAGAUAUACUGUUGAGUAUGGAGCUAUUCCAAGCGGACACGUCCACACCGUUACAUUACCAAACCAGCAGAACUCUACCUUGCUGCUCGGCCUGGAGCCGGGCACUUUGUACCUGGUCACAGUCAGUGCUCUGCAUGUGAAUGGAAAAGAAAGAGCCAUGUCUGUAAGAGCAUGCACUCAAGAGGCUCUGCCAGCUCUGGCCGACCUUCAGUUGACCACAGUGGAGCGUCAGGAGGUAAAGGUAACGUGGAAGGCCCAUCAGGAAGGUUUGAAAGGCUACUGGCUGAGCUCCCACAGCUCCUCCUCGAAGCCCUUCAUCGCCUCCGCGUACCUGCCUCCUACCUCUCGUUCAACGCGUCUCACGCGCCUCGCACCGAGCAGUCGAGUGUGUGUGUCCCCGGUCUAUGGCUGGGGCCGAGGAGACGGGUUAUGCUGCACUGCAGAGAGGCACACACGUUGGCUGAGCUGAAUAUUAUUAACUGUUUUUUUUUCUUAAUUCCUGCAAUUAUGCUCAUACAUAGCAGGUUUGGUUCAUUAAAGGGAAUCGUAAUUUCUCAUUUGUCUUUCUCUUCGGUCUAAUAGAAUCCAGCCAGUGGGGUUAACAACCAGAGUCUGCAGCAAUCAGGCUGCUGGAGCAAAACAGUUUGUGAAAUUGAGCAUUUUAAGUGCUGGAUGCACCAGAUAUCUUGAGCAGGACUGAAUUAUAAAUAAUAGUAUUAUCAAGUUAAAAUGUUCAUCUUAAAAUGAAUUUAAGUGACAGAAAAGGCUUUAUCACAUAACACCAGCCCUCUGUCCUCACAGUGGUUAAGCAAAAUUGGGCAUUCACUUGUAUUACCAACUUAGCAGGAAGGUUUCCCACCACAGCAUCACACAUUUGUUCCAACACAUCAGUUAGUCAGACACAUAAACAACUGCAGAGUGUGCAGGUAGGCAGCAUUCACAGUUUGUGUGAGGAACUAUUGUACUAUUGUUAUUAGCAAUUAUUAGUUAUCAUAAUGAUUAUCAGUUUGUAAUACCAGCCUACCCUUAAAUUACCCUGUUACAUAAUUACAGGUGUAAUUACUUGAAAUUAUAUGUAAAAGGUUCUCUUCUCUAUGCAAGUAUUCAAAGUUCUUAUAAUGCGAUAAAUGUAAAGUUUUGGUUACAACGCCUGAAAUAAGAUAAGCAUGAGAAAAUGAAUUGAGGCACAAUAAACCACAAAACACUGUGUAGAGCUAAAGCUAUAAAAAUACAAGUGCCCUGAUAAGCUGAGAAGCUGAAUCAGAACCCUGAUAAUCAGGCAGAAUUGCUUUUCAUUUUCACUUCAUUAUUCAUUUUAAAUUGGUGAAAAGAAGAUGAUAUGUGACCAUUAAUUCAGAGGUCUGGAACCAAACAGGUCAUCUUAACCCUCAAACAAAUGUACUUAUUUUUCUUCUACUAGUUUUCACGUGAAUGUUGAAUGAACUUAUAACAGCCUGAAGCUGAAGACGCUUUGAAUGCCAAGUUAGAGGACUACGACCUUGUCUGUUAAUGUUUUGCUCAGACUAGCAGCGCUUUGAAACUUAUAAAAGCAGUGUUCUCUUGUGAAAACAAUCCAAAUGUAUUACCAUAAAAAAGGUUGUGUUACACACAGUGGACACACAAAUUGAACUCAUCAGUGCAAAGUUAUAUAUAUCCAUUUUUCUCUUGGUUUCACUAAGGGAUGGACAUUUAGCAGUUACAUCAUGUGUCACACUGGCAGCGCACAGUAAAAUCAGACAGGUGUGUUUCUGCGUUGCCAUCAGCAAUAAAACACAGAGACAAUGUGGUGCUUGUGAAGCAUGAAGAUGAUUGUUGUAUUUUAUGUUAUCGGCUCUUCAGAUCAGAGUGAAUUCUAUACUGUAUCUGCAUCCUGUUUCUGUACUUUCUGUGUUUAGUGCUUAUAGUGAAUAUGUACUGUGAAUACAUUUUUAAUUAUUUGUAUUGUAUUGAACUUUAUAUGCUACUGAAUUUGGGGUCAUGUAUAUCUGGUAAAAUGUUUCUUUGGUAAAAGAGAAAAAAGAUUCUAUUAAAUCUUCUAUUAUAUUUGCA
This is a messenger RNA of Sander lucioperca (pikeperch), 3348 nucleotides long. RefSeq names its product von Willebrand factor A domain-containing protein 1. The record is from RefSeq and is a predicted model, not a curated record. Bases 308 to 1768 code for a protein of 486 amino acids. Gene Ontology annotation, molecular function: protein binding. Lineage: Eukaryota; Metazoa; Chordata; Actinopteri; Perciformes; Percidae. The transcript has 5 exons.